Ceutorhynchus assimilis (cabbage seed weevil) is the source of this 6497-nucleotide messenger RNA. The record is from the annotation of a GenBank genome assembly. Lineage: Eukaryota; Metazoa; Arthropoda; Insecta; Coleoptera; Curculionidae.
GUUCGUUUAUUAAAAUUUCCGGUACUUUUAUACAGCGUUCAACUGCUCCGUUCGCUCGCUGGUCACGUGAUUACGGCUCCGCUCAGCUCGCUCUACACUUUGAGCAAAAUACCGAACGCAAGGUAUAUAACACGCUGAGAGAAAGAGAUAGAAAUGGAUAUACCAUACACUCAGUGCGCAUUAAUUUACCGUGGGUUUAUGUAUGUGUGCUCGAUGCAGGCUCAUUCGCGUUCGUUUAUUAAAAUUUCGAACACUAAUACAGCAUUUAACUGCUCUAUGCGCUCGCUGGUCACGUGUUUACGGCUCCACUUAGCAUGCUCUGCUCUUCGAACAAAAUACCGAGCGCAAGGAAAAUGAAGAGCCGCUUUCCAGUAUGAGAGUGUAACGCUCGGAACUACUCGGAGCGUUGCGCCCCCGAGCUAUACGUACGAACAAACGUCACACGUCAUGAUAUUGGAACGGUACGAAUCUAGUGCGUGGCGCUCCCGGGGUGCUAUAUAGAGCGCGCCAAUGUGCAUACCUGGAAAGAAACUAAUGAUUAGUGCAAAGUGUGACACCAUAAUCGAGCAUGCUAAUCCCUUUGUUCGCGGUGGCGAACUGAUUCAGAACCAACACUAUUCGCAUGUGCAGCUCAAAUGUUAUUCACGCGAAGGAACUCUAAUGUUCGCUGUUCAAUUUGAGUAAAGAGGGCUUGAGAUUAGCCACGGUAAGAGUAUACACAAACUGAUGAUACGGAGAAAACGUUGUUUUUCUAUUUAACUCUAAAAUCCAUAUCAAAACAGGCGCAGUACGUACGGAGUACUAAGAGUGCACCGAAUGAGCAAGCCGAACCCAACUUAAAAAUACUCCGAGCAACUGCCGCACACACCGACGUUUCUUUUUGAUAGAUUUCUUUUUUGUUGUUCUCACGACAUUGACAUUUCUCCUCGUUUCUCAUAUAAAAAAAAUACCCCAAAAGCGCCUAGAAAGAAAGCAAAGAAAAAUUGCCAGUUGCCUGUGAAUUUUUGUUUAUACUUCGUGUAUUUCGAGGUUUUUAGUUAGAGACGAAAAAGUGUAGUAUUUUGAACAAGUGUUUCAUGUUAAGCGAGUAAAAUCAUCUGCUCACGAUGUUCGGGAAACCUGCUUUCGGGGCUCCAGCGUCCAGCACUUCAUUUGGUUCUGGCAGUCUUUUUGGUCAACCAGCUGCAUCGACUGGCGGCCUAUUUAACACCUCAUCAACUUUUGGACAACAAAACAAGCCGACUACUUUUGGAUUCGGAACUCCUCAGCCAGCAAACAGCUUUUUAGGAGCCCAACAACCGCAAGCAUCGAGCAUCUUUACCUCGCCAGGCAAUGCAGGUCUCUUUGGUGGCACUGGCACUGCCUUUGGCAGCCAGCCAACUGGCUCAGUCGUUAAGUUUAAUCCAGUCACUGGUACGGAUACCAUGAUGAAAAAUGGUUCUGCUGCUACUAUCAGUACGAAACAUCACAGUAUUACUUGUAUGAAGGAGUACGAGAAUAAGUCCUUUGAAGAAUUGAGGUAUGAAGAUUAUCAAGCCAAUAGAAAAGGUCCCCAACAAGGUAGCACUACUUUUGGUAUUGGAGCUCCAGCUUUUGGAGCUGCACCAACAGCUACUCCCUCAUUGUUUGGACAAAAUGAUGCUAACAAGUCCGCCUUUGGUCAAACCAGUGCGUUUGGCCAAACAUCUACGUUUGGUCAAGCAACUGCAGCACCCUCAACUGGUUUUGGAGCUCCCGCUUUUGGAGCUGCAGCCAGUACUCCAUCUUUGUUUGGUCAGACUGAUGCUAAUAAGUCUGUUUUUGGCCAACCCACUGCUUUUGGGCAAACAACUACUUUUGGACAAAAUACAACUGGUGGUUUUGGAAUGGGAGCUCAACAAAAUACUACAGCAAGUCCCUUUGGGAAGCCCACAGCUUUUGGAGCACCAACCACUUCUGCUGGAUUUGGAUUUGGCAGUAAUGUACCUCAAAAUGCUAACCCUUUUGGAGCUACUACUGCUAAUAAACCUUUUGGAGCCGCUUUAACCAACCAAGCCCAACCAUUAUUUGGUGCUAAUACGUCCCAGCCUAACACCGGAUUUGGUGGUAGUGGUUUGUUUUCUAACCAACAGAAUACUAACACAAUGUUUAACAAACCAGCUCAGCCUACUACAGGUUUUGGGGCAUCCCCUGGAUUUUCUUUCAGUACUCCAGCAUCUACUCAGUCCAGCAUGUUCAAUAAUACAGCGAAACCAUUAUUCGGGGCAACUACAACUGCAGCACCUGCUUUUGGAGCCACAAAUACAUUUGGUGCUACCAGCACCGGUUUCGGAAGUACUUUUGGCAAACCCGCCGCCCCUACAUUUGGACAAGCACAACCUUCUGCACUGGGAACACCCUUCAAUUCAAGUUUUGGAACUACAACUAAUACUUUCGGAACUAACACCAACACUGGUUUUGGUAGUACCUUUGGCAAACCUGGUGCUCCGGCCUUUGGUCAAACGCAAAUGCCUACAUUUAAUUCUGGUGGUUUGGGAAAUAAUACCAGCCUAUUUGGCAACCAAAACCAAGCUAAACCAGGAGGUUUAUUUGGUGGAACCAAUACUAUGUUCAAUACACCAUCUUUCCAACAAAAUUCUUUCGGACUUAGUCAACCCAAUCAGCAACAAACUUCAUUAAUGGGACAGCCAGAACAACAAGUUAAUAACCUGGCACAGCUAACAAGUAGCCCCUUUUUCGAUGCUCCUCAUUUGGCUGGCUUAGAGCCAAAAGUCAAACCAAAUCUUUCAGCAUCUACAACAAAUCCAAAAGAACUUAAAUCCAUACUGGAUGCCAGCGCCAAGACAAUAGGUAUGAACCCAGCGCCAAAACUAAAAAUUACUCCAUUUAAAAAUAUUAGGGAUAGUCUCUUUGAUAAUUACUCUGACUAUACAGACAGUCCUGCUCCUAUUACCCCGUUGAAUAAUUACAAGAAAACUAGUGUCAGGAGAUUGGUUCUAAAGCAGAAAACGCCUACUAAAGGAACCACUCCUGGUAUGAAUUCGCCAAGCGUCUUGGAGGUGUUAGAUAAAGAAAAACGUAAUUCAGUAAAUAGCGGUGACAUAGGAGGGGGCGGGAUGCCAAAUCCUCAGAGAUUGAACUUUGAUGUCACAGCAUACAAUGAUACUUUUUCAAAUAAUUCUAUUGAAACACAAACUCCCAGUGCUGUUAGUGCUAAUGUUAGUAAGGAACAACUACAAGAAAAUAGUGUCAGAGAAUCUUCACCUCCAGCUUCAGAUGACGAAGGUGUCGUAACUAAUCAGGUAGACAGCAAUUUGAUUAGCAAACACCCAGCCAACAUAAUUUGCACAAGACCAGAAUACUACACAAUUCCAAGUCUAGAAGAACUAACUCCAGACGAAAAUGGAAAGUGUAUCGUCAACAGCUUUACCAUAGGCCGUAGGGGCUACGGCAAUGUCCAUUUCUCUGAAGAAAUGGACGUGGCAGGUUUGAAUUUGGACGAACUACUCCAUUUCCGAUACAGAGAAAUAAACGUUUACCCUGACGAAUCUAAAAAACCACCGGUGGGUCAGGGUUUAAAUAGAAGAGCUCAAGUGACAUUGGACAAUGUUUAUCCAAGAGACAGCCGGUCAAAUACCUUGAUCAAAGACGUGGCUGAACUGAUUUGCAUGAAUUUUGCUGAGAAGUUGAGAACAAUAACUGAGAAAAAGAAAGCCAAAUUUAUCGAUUACCGCCCAGAGACAGGAAGUUGGGUUUUCAGAGUGGAUCAUUUCUCAAAAUAUGGAUUCAAUGACAGUGAUGAUGAAAAUGAGCAAAAUGGUUCUGAUGCAGCUAAAAUAGCUGCACAAAAAGCUUUAGAUGCUCAAAAAGCUUUAGCCCCCAAACAAGGAGAGUUAAAAAGGAUUCCAAUUGCAACUGCAAAAGAAAGUCUAGAGGAAAAAGAUGUUAUUUCUAGAGAAACCAGUGCAGGGUCCCAAGAACUAUAUUCUGCAGGAACGUAUCGUUUUGACAAGGACAUUAUAGAUGAUGAUGAGGAGCUACAAGAAAAUGAUGCUCUAAGCCAAGUUGAGGAUGAUGUUUCUGAGAUUGAGUAUCAGCAGUAUGGACAUUAUAUGGAUACCGAUUAUGGAAUGGGUGACAAACUCAGAACCACUAGCAACAUACAAAAAAUGAAAGCUGCUUUCUUUGCCGAAGAUGACAGAUCGUUAGACGGUACUGGCAGUCAGGUUUCCAUUGUGAAACAGUACUAUGAUGUGCUUGAUUCAGACGAAGAAGAAAGGAUGCCAACUUUAUACGAGGAAGAAAUCCGCAACAGCUGUGACAAAGAGUAUCCACCAAUGAUGAGGCCAAUGUUAAGGCCCAAUGUUUGCACACUAGAGACUAUUCAGAUGCCUGAGGAUAUUUCUAAUAUCUUACCAAAUAGGUGUUCUGUCGAUAUGGGUAUGUUCAAGGGAAAAUCCCUUAAAGUUGGUUGGUCCAAAGGUUUCAAUUUCUACAGUGUAGACAACGGAGAAAAUCGAUUCAACAGUGAAUUGACUUUAAAGGAAAUUAAAGCUGCUCCAGAAUUUGAUCCACUCAAGGACAUUUUAAUAGACUCCCUUAAGGUGGUUCUAACAGAAUCCACCCAUCAACUCAACUCCUCAAAAGUACCAACCUUCAAAAUCCUAAAAACUGAUUCAUAUUUGAAAAAACAGAGUGCCAUUUUCGAAAAAUUAUCCACUCAAUAUAAUAAUUGCGGUGCCAAUUAUUUUUACAAUAUUUGGACCUUAUGCACUGCUCUUUGGGGUCCAAACGAGAACACUUUUACCAACAGAAGGCAUUUGCUGUCUGAAUGGCUGAAGUCUACUUGCAUUACUGAUGAGUUGACAUUGAAACCUGGCCCAUUUAAAUCAGUUACUGAAGCUACUCAGAGUAUAUUUACUCAUUUGUCUGUCUUUAAGGUUUUCGAUGCUGCUAAUAUUGCUAUGGAUUCGAGGUUGCCAAAUUUAUCCCUUUUGAUAGCGCAACUCAGUGUAGCUAAUGCUUCUAAAAGCUUUAUACAAGAGCAAAUAGACAGUUGGUAUCGCUUCUUGGCUGCCAACCAUAUUUCGGACGAAUUGAAAAGGAUUUAUUUGCUAUUGUCUGGUAUACCUACUAAAGACGGAUUGAAUAUUUUUGAUGAUAUUGAUUGGAAGAGGGCAUUCGGUAUGCAUUUGUGGUAUAUUUGUCCAAAUGGAGCCCCUAUCGAAACGGCCAUAGAGCUUUUCCAAAAGGCUUUUGAAGAAUAUUCGUACGCUGAAAGGCCUAAUCCUCCAUAUGUUAAAGGAUAUACUGAAGAUGGGCCUUUUGAUAUAAUGUACCAAAUUUUGUCUUUAUACAAUUCUGGAAUUCAUAGGCUUAGCAGCGUUUUGAAUCCUGCCACACAUACUAGUGAUUUGUUGGAUUAUAGACUAAGCUGGCUACUUCUGCAACUCUUCCUCUCUCUAGACGUUGGCCUAAUUGAACAAUCCGAAAUCAACAAAUUUUGCGUCAGCUUUUCUACGCAAUUAGAACACUUAGGUUAUUGGGAAUGGGCCAUUUAUGUACUACUCUACCUUGAAGAUAACUCAGUAAAAACAAAUCUAAUUAUGGGCAUCCUAGACAGAAACUUAAGCGCCGAUUUUGACGAUAACUCACUUGAAACUUAUCAUUUGUUAGUAAACGAAAUGAAAAUUCCACCAGAAUGGAUUCAUUUGGUUAGAGCCAACAAAGCAUUGGCGAAUGAGAAACACUUUGAAGCAUUCAAUCACUUUUCAUUGGCUGAAGAAUAUAUUACAGCCAAUAAAAUAUUUGUUGAAAAAUUGUUACCGAGUUUGUUCAUCAACGAACAAUUCGAUGUUAUAAGGAAUUGCAGUGACAGACUAAAACCAGGAAGCAACGACAUUUUAAAUUGGCACAAAGAAGUCGGUUUUAUGCUCGAAUAUUUGGAUUUAUUAGAACAAUCGAUAUCGUCGGAUAAUUUGGUAAAAUUGCAAAUGAAAUUAUUCUCGUUAACAAACAGACUUGUCACUUUUCCUAUGGAGACAGAUCAGCAAAAGGUUUGCGUGGCUGAAUUAUCAAAAAAAUGUGGUUCAUUGUAUAAAGAAAUUUGCCAUAAACCAUACCAAUUUAGACAAUCUUAUACUAACUUCAUUAGGUCGCUUGUAAUGCCACCGGAUUAUAAACAGAAUGAAGGUCAAUAUUCUUUAUUAAAGUAGUUUUCGUAAUAAUUUUAAUAUUGAUAUAAUAUGUAAUAGGUUUUAAGGAAAGUCUUUAAGAUUGCAGGUAAGUGUAAAUAUUCUAUUUUUUGUUUCAAAAAUUAUUUGUAAUUAUUGAUUUUAUUUUAAAAUUUGUAUUUGUAAACUUUUUUGAUGUUUCUUUUCCCAUUUAUUUCUUUGCAAAAUUGAGUUAAACCGGCAAUGUAGCGUUUUUUAUUUUCUGUCAUUAUGAUGAUGGUGAUUGUUUCGUUUAUUUGUAACCACAUUUACAUAAUAUUAUAAUAAAGCUUUUUUUUAUCAUAA